AUUAACCCCCAGGGCUGAUCCAGUUUUCAGAAGUGAUCUUUGAUGAAAUAUUUGGAUUGUCUGAAAUACUUAGGAAAUACAGGCUUUUGCGUUAGAAUGCACCCCCACCCCCGCCUUCGCCACCCCAGUGAGGCAGGGUGAGGUUUAGUGGCAUCCUUUUAAAAAAGGAUUUUCUUUGUUUAUCGACAAGUUUGCUUUUCAUCAUGUCUUAGAUUAAGAAUGCUCUAACUUCUUAAGGAUUUUAUAAGUAAUAUUUCUAGAAAUGGUAAACAAUACUUGGUUUAUUGUAUAAUAUGACUUUACUUCAGACACUUUUACCCAGGAAGGAGGUAAGCAAUCAUUUAUUUGAUAAAGGCUAAUAGAAAGUUCAUCUCCUGCGGACGGUCUUUCUCCACGGGUCCCACAUGGGAAGGAAGCCCCACAUGCUUACCUUUCGGGCUUCAGUUCCUGCAUUCUGCGUUCUCCUGUUAGUGUGGUCAUCUGAUGUCAGCUGGAAGUCAAAAGUGCUGAUAAAGAGUUCUGUGCGGUAUUACACAGUAUCACAUAGCCCACAUUUUAGUGACACAAUUGAUUGUAUCAUCUAGUUCACUUGGAACAAUUAUAAUCAAACUCUCGCCCUUAAAUCCUGAACUUUUCAGAGUAAGUUAUGCAUAUGUUUCAUAUAUGUGGAAGAAAGAUACUUGCUACUAAAAUAGUAAGGAUAGCUAAGGAAAUGCCUUAUCUGUACCAUGGAAGUUUUGCAAUAACAGAAAUAGCCACGAAUACUGUAAAAAAAAAUGGGACAUUGAUUUUUGUCUUGGAAUAUAAUUUUGUCACUUUGUUACAUAUAUGUAUGUAUAUAUACACAUAUAUGUAUAUAUGUGUACAUGCACAUUUAUAUGUGUGUGUGUCUGUGUAUGUGUGUAUGUACUACCAGAAAAUGCUUACAGAGUUGUUUUAAUCAUCAGUUCUGAUGUGUGUGUGUGUGUGUGUGUAAUUUUUUGUCAACAUUCUUGGAGAAGUAUUUGCUCAGAAGUCUCAUACUUAAACCCCUAACUCUGGGUGCAGUUGUCCCUUAUGUUGGUUGUACUUUGGGCAGGUUGGUAAGGGUUUGAUGCUCUAAAGGUGGCUGUGACUGAGUCCUGGGCAGUGUGACUUCUUUGAGAUUAUAUCGCUAUACUUGACUUGGGACGUAUAUUGUAUGAGGAUUCUUUUUGAGACCUUUUCUCUGUACUCACGUGCAUGGAUAUGGAUUUAUGUAGAUAUAAUGAUGUCAUACAAGCCCUGUGUCUGUCAUGUAUCUCUGUCACCUGUCACAGGGAAAUCAUUCAGGGACACAAUGGCGCAUGCUCACUAAGAACAGCAGAUCUAUAUGGUUAGAAGCUAAAAACUGUUCUUGCUAGGGUUGGUUAUCUUUGAACAUUUUAGUUAAAGAAUACUGCUUCCUGACAAACACUUCAACUCUUAUAAAGCUUGGACUAGCAUGCCAUUACCAAAGAUCUUAAACACACAUAUAUCUAUCAAAGCAACCCCACCACUGGGGUUGAUUGAAUCAGGCAUUUUUCUCAGGAUCAAAACAAUUUCACCAUUAGAAGGUGAUUCUCUAGGUAAAACUUAGAUUUUUCAGCACAUCAAAAAUGGCCUCGGGUGAUUCUCCAGUUUACAACUUAGAAAGUUGACCUCAGUAGCAAACCUAGAGGAAGUUCUAUGUUCCCCUCUGUGAAAACUCUUUUGCUGUCUGAUUUGAGAGUGGCCCACUGAUGGUUCAGUAAACAGUACUCAGAAUACAGUGCUGCCAGGGCUAUUAAGGGUACCAUGCUCUUCCUUUGGAGCAGUCGCUUUCCACAGCUGAUGCUGAGGGAUUUCAGUGUCUACAUGAACAUUACAGAUGGAAUUAGCAACUCUUAGAGUGGUUUUUUAUUUUUGCUUUAAUUUGCUAGCUAUUGGGGAAAUGCGUUCGCAAUUUGCUUUUGCUAUAAAUGCUCUUUACAUUGUUGCAAGUGGUCUUCCUCAUAACAUCCCGCCCUCUGCUUUUGAUAGCCAGGGUUAGGGUGAGUUCUUACUGUUCUCUUGAAAUACAUUAGGGAGUUUCUUCAAAUUUACAUUAUGUCUCUUAACUUAAAAAGAAAAAUCACGUUGGAAAUGUUGAACUAGGCAAUAGUCUUUUUUUCUUUUUGAAGCUGAUGGGAUUUUUGUCAGUCAGUUUGAAUUACUUGGGAAGUUUCUGUAAGGUCAGACAUGGUCUUUUAGUUUGAACUGGAUGAUGAACAAAAUCAGUACUCUCGCAACCACAAAACACGGAGAACAUUCCACAUAAUUUGCAGUGUGGGCAGCCCAGCAUGCUUUGGUGUUUAGCUGGCUUGAGGCAGCAGGCCCUGCUUGUUAAAAAUGGAUUCUCAAGUUGACGACAAGCUGUUUCUGUCUUUGAGCUUGGCACAUAGGAUACAAUGCCUUUUGCCCCUACACCAGUAGAUAUGGACAAAACUGGCAAGUAUAAUUUGUGUGCAUUUCUGUUUGUAUGACAGAAGGUUUUGUUACUUAAUGCACGAAAUUCUAGUGUCCUGCAAAGUUCAUUCCUGAUCGCUGUAAGUGGAAGGAGCAUCUAGGUGGGAGUUUAACUCAGCUCAAAGGUUUUGGAGAAAAAUGUGUGUAUUUGCAGUUAAGAGGGUCCACUAUUGAUCACAUAUUGAAAUUAAUAGUGACAUUAUUGUUUUCAGCAUUCAUUUCAUAAAUAAUGCAAAAGAAAUUAUGCCCGUCUAGGCCCAGCUAAGAUUAAGAAAUUACCCAGUCGGAUCCUGACCUACAUGCUGACUGAUUCUUAGGUAAUUUCUAGGUGGAACCCUCAUAAUUUACUCAUGUAUUUUACAUACCUUUUGCAAAGUUUUGGCCAAAGCUUCUUGGUUAACUUUCUUCAUUUGACCAGAUGAGCUCAGUCUGUAGGAAGAACUGGGAGGAAUCCUUGAGGAGGUUGGUGCAGAAAAGACGGACAUCAUUCUGCAUUGUAGUGCUUACCUACCAAAGGGAGACACCUUGUCUUGUCCUACUUUCUUAAAGAAAAAAAAAAAAGCCUAGAAGACUUUUUUAGAGAAAGAACGAUAGUAGGGAUUUUAAAAGGCCCAAGUUUGGAUGAGAAUUAGCGUUUUGACUGGAAAUUACCUAAGAAUCAAAUAACUUGUUUGCUGGAUUUUUGGUUCUAGGCUGAAGGUGUCUGCUGCAAGUUCAUUGUUCUCUGCUGGUCUACGAAGGAGAAGGAUACUGGGUACAAAGGGGAAUGAGACAGGAAAGGACAUGUGAUCGAUCCCCUGCCUUCCAGAGGGAAGUGUUUCAGUCCAUUUCCUAUUCAGUACUAUCUUAACACUGUUGCUACUCGCUGGCUUUUCAUCCAGGUGGCAAGGGGUGGGUCCUAGUUGCUCCAUUUUGGUUAAACCCACACAAACCCAGACCAUCUGAAGUUUCAGUGUCAAACACUAGCAAGAGUCCAUUCCCAGUUUUUCUCAGUUCAUUGUCUCUCAGUACUUGCUUAUUUUCUUUGCAUUGUCUACUUCUUCCAUGGUAUAUUUAUUACCAAUUUUCAAUUCAAGGAUUGCCCAUUUUCUAUGAGUUGGGUAACUUUGCCCCCACUUAAAGCUGAAAUGCCGUUGAUGAUGUCUUCCCUCUGUUUCUUUAUUUCAUAUUUAUUUGCGUUUAAGGCUUUGGUUCCCUAGUCUUCAUUCUCAUAUGGCAAUAGUUUUUCUCAUCAUAGAAAUGACAUGUGUUUAGUAUAGGAAAUCUAUCCAGAUAAGCAGAAAGAAAGGAGGUGAUUACUGUUAGCAUUUUAUUGUAUAUUUCAUAUGUAUGUAGACUGCUCUGUGGCCACUUUCCAGGUCAUUAAAUGACAUGCAACAUUGAUGUGUUGAAUACUGUUUUCUAUACUAUGAUUUAGUGCAUGUAUGUGAUAAUAAAGGGCAGGGUGCUGUCACUGUUGCUGCUGCUCCAGCUUCUACCUCCUCCUUUUCCUUAUUCUUCCUCCUCCUGCUUUCCGUCCUCCUCUUCCUCCUCUCUUUCCUCUUCCUCUGCUACUGUAGGUCAGGGAGAAUCUUUUUAUAACCCAAUUUUUAUACUCAUCUGAGGCUGUUUACACUGAGUAACAUCACAACUGCAGAGUUUUGUGAGAGAAAUAAGGGCAUUGACCUGAAGGUCCUUUACUGUUCCUAAUGGAAAAGUCUAGUCACCCAUUAGCAUCUCCUUCUUUUUCCUCUAUAGGUCCUGCUUUUCUUCAUAGAGAAGCCCCAAGUCAGAAUUUCAAGACUGUUCUCAUUUUCUCUAAAUGAAACAAUCCCAGAUGUUCACAAAGAUUUAGCCUUAAUCCCAGGCUGUCCAUUAGUGUUCAGUCACAGCUGUAAAUGCUAUUUGCAUUUAAGGAAAUACAGCAGAUGACAGGGUGUGGGGAGAGUAUUAUUCUCUCUGCAAUUUCAGUCUCCUUUAUUCAUGCUUGUCCUCUGGCCCACACACUUUGAGGCAUACAUAAAUGCUCUGGUAUUUAAUGCAUAUUGCUUAUUAUGUAGUCAUGUUUAAAACUUAAAGAUGUUUUUCUUACCUGUGAUACCAGCUCUCAUACCCUUAACCUUGAUAAUAAAUUUGUAAGGUUUAAAUGCACAGAACUUCACUUUGAGUUCCAUCUGCACAUGUGGGUCCAUAUUUUAUCCAUAUACGUGUAUUGGUCUUUUUUUCCUCUGCCCAUAGUAUAAAAUGAUUUAUUAGCCAGACAUUAUCUUUGAAACCAGAUAUGUGUCAUGCCGAGUAUCUUUAAAAUGUGGUUAUUUCAGUAACAGAACAAGAGAUGCAGAAUGGGCAUCGACAGGAAAAGAACAUGUGUGUGAGGCUCCUCGUGCUCAGAACUGAAGUUAUCUUUAACCAUCGAACAUGACUCUCAAGUGCAUCAUGGCUGCGGUUUCCAUGCCCAUUCUUUAUUUGUAGAAUUUAGCCUCAGCCGUGCAGAGCACUGCCUCUGUCUGUCUGUCUGUCUGUCUGUCUGUCUGUCUCUGUCUGUCUCUGUCUCUCUCAUUUUUGGGACCAGCCCCCCCCCCCCCCCCCAGAAUGGAAGCUUAUUUUUUUGUCUAGAUUAAGCUUAGUUCACUGUUUUCUUCCAAACUGGUGUCUUACUCUGACUUUAUACUUGGAAUCAAGUGUUUUGCUUAGCUGAAUAUCAUUUCUCUCUUUCUUAAAUAUUGCAAAAACCCCCAUAUUGUAUUAGUCUGUAUUUUGUUGCUGGGACAAAGGCCUCCUAAAAAUGGCCUCAUGCUAGAAAGCUUUCUUUUGCUCAUCGUCUCAGGAGUUGUAGUCUAAGGUCAGCUGCCUCUAUGUCUCUGGGACUAAAGUGAAGGUUCUCAUGGUGUAAUGAGCCUAUGGAGGAAGAGGUGCAAUUCACCUUGUGAAAGUCAGAAAGCUAUAGUCUCCAAGGACAGUGUCCCAGCGCCCUACUUCUCCCAACUAGGUCUCAUCCACAGAGUUUUCAGUACCCCCAGUAAAGUCAUAAAGGUAUGACUGCAUCAGUGGCCUUUCCCACUGAUUCCAUGCUAGCUCUUGAGAUCACUAAGAUCCACUGGUCUCUGAGUGACCCACUCGCUGGUGACAAACCUGCAAUGAAUGGAUGUUGGGAACGAUGUCUCUGUAUGUUGGCAUGGAUGGAGUAGACACGCACCUGAUGAACAGGCAAAAGGAUUCUUGUGGAAGAUGGAGCUGUGUCCAUUUUCCAGAAUGUGUAUCCGAGCCCAUCAGUGGAACCUGACCUGACAGCGCUGUAUGGAAAUGCCCGAAGAGGACCCACCUUUCUGCCUCAACCUGCCAUCCUCCUAAAAACAUGGUUGUCUCAGGAGUGUUGACUGCUCCGGCAGUGUUGACUGCGCCCCAUUCUGGAACAUCCAACACGACGUUUGUAGUCUUUGAAAACUCCCACGUGAAUAUUACGGCUCCGCUACCAUUUCAGCAUCCUAGCGCUGGUCCGCUGCUUAGAUACAGCCUUGAAACCAUGACUAGCCCUGGAUUUAGCUCCUUGGCAGUGAACAGCACAGCUGUGACUCCAGCACCAGCAGUUUUUAAGAGCCUAAACUUAGCGGUUCAGAUUAUCCUUUCAGCCAUAAUGAUAUUUAUUCUCUUUGUGUCUUUCCUUGGAAACUUGGUUGUUUGCCUCAUGGUGUACCAAAAAGCUGCCAUGCGUUCUGCAAUUAACAUCCUCCUUGCCAGCCUGGCGUUUGCAGACAUGCUGCUUGCAGUACUGAACAUGCCCUUUGCUCUGGUAACUAUUCUUACUACCAGAUGGAUAUUUGGGAAAUUCUUCUGCCGGUUGUCGGCUAUGUUUUUCUGGUUGUUUGUGAUAGAGGGAGUAGCCAUCCUGCUCAUUAUUAGUAUCGAUAGGUUUCUGAUUAUAGUUCAGAGGCAAGAUAAGCUAAAUCCCUAUAGGGCUAAGGUCCUCAUUGCAGUCUCCUGGGCAACUGCUUUUUCUGUAGCUUUUCCUUUGGCCGUGGGAAACCCUGAUCUGCAGAUACCUUCCAGAGCCCCACAGUGCGUGUUUGGAUACACAACCAAUUCUGGAUACCAGGCUUAUGUGAUUUUGAUUUCACUCAUUUCCUUCUUUAUACCUUUCCUGGUCAUAUUAUAUUCAUUUAUGGGCAUCCUCAAUACCCUUCGGCAUAAUGCCUUGAGGAUUCAUAGCUACCCCGAAGGGAUAUGCCUCAGCCAGGCCAGCAAACUCGGUCUCAUGAGUCUACAGAGACCCUUCCAAAUGAGCAUCGACAUGGGCUUUAAAACACGUGCCUUUACCACCAUUCUGAUCCUCUUUGCCGUUUUCAUUGUCUGCUGGGCCCCAUUCACCACCUACAGCCUUGUGGCUACCUUCAGUAAGCACUUCUACUAUCAGCACAACUUCUUUGAGAUUAGCACCUGGCUACUCUGGCUCUGCUACCUCAAGUCUGCAUUGAACCCACUGAUAUACUACUGGAGGAUUAAGAAGUUCCACGAUGCCUGCUUAGAUAUGAUGCCCAAGUCUUUCAAGUUCUUGCCACGGCUCCCUGGUCACACAAGGCGACGGAUUCGCCCUAGUGCCGUCUACGUGUGUGGGGAACAUCGGACGGUGUUGUGAAUACCCGAACUCUUGAAACAUAUCGAGCGAUUAUGGUUUUUGAUUGACUGAGUUUUUUUUUUUUUCAUAUGGCUUCUAAAGUUUUAUUGGUUUUUAUAGUGUGUGUGUACGUGUGUGUGGGGGUGGGUGGGUGUGUAAAAGGAAUGGUAAAUACUUUGAAACCAAGGAUAUAUUGUAAGAAAGUGGUCACAUAUGUUUACCUCUAGGUUAAGAAAUGUUUUGAGUGUGUGUCGGGAGUGGAUUUUGCUAGUUCAGUUGACUGGUUUUAUUUUUGUAGCAUGAAUCGGGAUUGCGCUUCAUUGAACCUGCAGCUAACUUGAAUUGUAGGUGGUUUUUAUGCUGCUGAGUGAGGUAAGCUUAGUUGAGUUGAUCAGUUCCCUUUUCCUCUCCCACAAGCCACUGCUGCUCAUUGCUAUCUUAUCAGAGUCAAAUCCCUCUGCCUCUCAGUUGGUAGAUGUUAAGUUUUAUUUAAAAACAAAACCCAGGGAGGUUAGUGGCGUUGUAAUGGUUAUUACAGUUUACUUUGGAGCACUUUAAGAGACAAUGUACAGAUUCAUUCAGUUGUAUUUCUUAGAAUCGUUUUUAAUACAUGACAUGUUGUGUCGUGGGAGAUAUGCGCUGAUGAUGUCUAGAUAGACGGCUUUUAUUAAAAAAUGUUUUAUCUGCAUGUACAAUUUCAAAAAGGAACAUAAACGUGUAGGGAUGUUUCUAAGCACAAUGGUGAGUCUUCAGAGCACCUGGGAAACACUGAGGAGACCCAGCGCUAUUGUGAACUUCAGGGAGGAGUAGGAGAGGGUGGCUGGUCCAGCCUGAGGCCGUCCUGCUGAUUCAAAAAUCGUCACCAAUUUAGAGUGGAGGAAGAACCAGUCUGCAGUGGUGCAGUAUGCAAGGCGUUGUGCAACUGUGUCCCACUCUGCAGUGGUGCAGUAUGCAAGGCGUUGUGCAACUGUGUCCCACUCUGCAGUGGUGCAGUAUGCAAGGCGUUGUGCAACUGUGUCCCACUCUGCAGUGUUGCAGUAUGCAAGGCGUUGUGCAACUGUGUCCCACUCUGCAGUGGUGCAGUAUGUAAGACGUUGUGCAAUUGUGUCCUCGUGGCUUUAUUUCCUUUUUAAGGGUGAAGAAAGCCAAAUUUCACAGGGACAACAAUCCUGCCCAGGGACUUUGGAUGAACUGGGCUCCAGACAGACAUCUGAGAUGCAGACACAGCUCUUCCAUUGUACCACCUAGGCUCCUCACUCAUCGUAAACCUGCCAUAGUCAAGGGGAACUUCAAAUUCUCUCUCUCUCUCUCUCUCUCUCUCUCUCUCCCCCUCUCUCUCUCUCCCUCCUUCUCUCUCUCUCUCCCUCCCUCUCUCUCUCUCUCCCUCCCUCCCUCCCUCCCUCUCUCCCUCCCUCCCUCCCUUCCUCCCUCCCUCCCUCCCCUCUCCUGUCUUCUCCUUUCUGAGACAGCAUUGCAUGAAGCUCAAGUAUGCCUUGAAGUUGCUAUGUGUCUGGGAAAGACUUAGACUCUCUAAAAGACACAGCAGACCCAGCCUUUCAAACGGAACUCAAAGAUCUGAUGAUGAAUAUAAACUUGAAUCUAUAAAGCAAGUGACUGACAGUUGCCGAGUGCUCAGCUCACCUGUGUGCAGGUCUUACCCUGGCAGCUUUGGAAGUUUCCAGCAAUCUAGCGUAGUAGGGCCUUUUGUCUCAGUGCUUGCCUUAGCAGAGCUGAAGUUGUGAACAAACUCAGGUAGGUCUUCCACAGAGAAGGGAAGCUAAACCCUGGUCUGAGCUUAGAUCGGGUUUUGGGUUUCUCAUUCCUUUUUUUUUUUUUUUUUUUUUUUUAGUAGUCUGCCUGUUCUGGUGCACCCAGAACCUUGGUCAGCUUCUCUUUGUUACCAGUGGUACAGACAGAGCAGCCAGCCAGAGUGGAACUGCAGACUGAAGCCAAAAGGGCUGAAGGCAUGACCUUCUGGCUGUGUCCUGGGCUAACUCAGAUGUAUAGCACCUUUUCAGAAUUUUACUGCUUUCUGAGCCAUUGGGAAAAACAAGCCUGCAUUUCUUCAGUUACAAAAACCCAAGGUAGAUGCAAGAAUUGCUCACGUUUUACCCAACUCUGAGGGCUUUUUGUUGGCCCCCUCCACUGCCCCCAUAUGCCAGUGUAGUUAUAAGAGCCCAGCCAAUAGUAUAACUAUUGUCUGGUCUCCAGGGUUACUUUACAUCUGCUUUGCUAGCUCUUUCUUAAAAUGGGGGUCUGAAGAUCUCUGGCAUCAUAAUCAGAAAUCGGGAUGUUGGAAAUUUUUUACAACACCAAACACCUGGGAAAUUCUGCUCUUGAGGCGAUUUGAGGCAAUUGCAAUGGUGUUGUAAUUCACGUCUGCCUAAAUAGCUCUAGGGACACUUAUUUGCCACAUCAUGUUGAGGUCACUGCGUAUGAUAGCCACCUACCUCUUUAAUUUCUAAUUUAUAUUUAUCAAAGGUAGAUAUGUCCUUGUCCAUUGACAUCACAUAGGACAGUAGUAGAUAUUAGCAAUAUGUUUUUCAUUGCCAAUCUAAACCGGAUUUUAGGCAGAUAUUAAUACAGAUGUUAAAAGUUCAACUGUAGGGAAAGACAGCACUGUGAAUAUUGAUAGCUUGGUAGCUUCUGAGACUUCUUUUGUGACCAUACUUGAACUGGGUUUCUCAUUUUGUAUUCUUGCUUAUGUGCAGUUGAAGGUACUCUCUUCUGGUUUAUAGGUAAGUGCUCUGGGGAGACUGCAGAGCUAACAGAAGCAACCAUGGGGAAGCAGACAUAGAACAGUAGCUCUCUUACACUGGAUAAUCUGGUCAGACUACAGUUUACAGAUCACUUUAGAUAUUUUAAUUAUAUAUACAUUUUGAAAGUUUUAGGAAAAAAUACUGUGGUGCACCAUUAAGGAAUUUAGGUAUAAAAUUGCACGUUGCCUAUUAUUCCAUGUUUUCUUGAUGGGGAAAAUACCACUACAAACCACUGCUGACUGACAUAAGCAGAAAUUACUUAUAUUUCCUCCUAGUUAAUAUGCAUGAAAGAAAUAAGAAAAUAUUUGUUGUUAAAGAACAAAAAAGAGUAAAGAGACAUUUCAAAUAGUUUGCAGUAGUGAUAUUUAAAUUUAAUACAGGUUUGAAUAUCCGCAGGAAGGCUAACAAUAUAAAUUCCUGGGCCUCUGGGUCAAAGGUUGGAUGCAGGAAUGUUUAUUUUCUUUCUGUUGAGUAUUUUGCCUGAUUCUGGUUCAGAUGGUCCCCAGAGCACAAUUACAAGAAACACUCCUGUAGAAAAUAAGAAUUUCAUUGAAAUACUAUCUGUUUUAUCUUAGAGUAGUUGUGUGUUGGGAGCCAGUGGUGAUAGUCAACGAAAGGCAGUCUACACGGUGUGUGCCUGUCCGGUUGCCACGUGUGCUGGCACAGAUUUGGCCAGCACCAGCUUUCCUUUCUUUGCACUGGCGAAGUCUGAUGAACCAUGUGGUUUCACAGUAGGGGUCAACAAAUGACUCACUAAUUGUAAGUCAUGACUUCCACAAGGCUAAUUAGUAUAGUAUUUUUUUUUUUCCUGCAGAUGUCUCUGUAGGGCAUCUCUUCAUUAUAUGUAAUUUCCUGGAGAGAGUGAGGAAAAUGUAAAGGUUCAUCUAACUCCUAGUUCUCUGCUCAGACCGGGUGUUCAUCUGGAGCGUGGAAUAAAAUAAAAUAACCUUUCAGUCUUCAUACUCUUGUUGGUGACAAAGAGAUUUGAUUUCUUUGAUAUUUGCUUUGUUUACAUGAGAAUGUGUCGGUAUAGACCACAAACAUUUCCACAUGCUUGCUAUUUUCUCCUGUCAUGAUUUUUAUUUGACUUUUAAUUACUAGUAGAUUCAAAUUUAUUUCCAUAACCAUAAUUUUGAUGAACUGAACUUCAACUUCAUUGAAGAUACAACUUUUAUAAUAAUAAAAAUACAAAAGCACAUGUUUGUUCUUGCAAAUAAAUGUUAGUACAUUUCUUAGCUAUCUAUAGGUACUUGUCAUUUGUAAUUAAAAUUAAUUUAUUUUAAGAUGGCACCAAGCCCUUAAAUGAAUGAAAAGCUUAAUUUGGGGCUGUAAAUUUAAAUAUCGAAAGUAUGUUUAUUUGUUAAUAUUCUUAUUACAACCAAGAAAAGAGCUAUCAAUAAAAAAAUGAAUAAAUGUUUACUAUUUCUAAAGCA
Mus musculus (house mouse) is the source of this 11267-nucleotide messenger RNA. It is a transcript of the gene Gpr63, whose product is annotated as G protein-coupled receptor 63. Gene Ontology annotation, cellular component: membrane; signaling receptor complex; plasma membrane. Gene Ontology annotation, biological process: G protein-coupled receptor signaling pathway. Lineage: Eukaryota; Metazoa; Chordata; Mammalia; Rodentia; Muridae. The record is from RefSeq and is a predicted model, not a curated record. Gene Ontology annotation, molecular function: G protein-coupled receptor activity. Bases 5819 to 7096 code for a protein of 425 amino acids. The transcript has 2 exons.